AUGGACCUCUUCACCGACGACGUCAACGCUAAGCUCGACCCGAACUACCAGAAGGCCCUGGACGACGGUAUCCCGGACCUGGGGCCCUUCGCGCCGCUCGACUCCAGCUACGACGCCGCAGCCAGGGUGCUCCACACGCCGCAUGCCUCCACCGGCGGCAGCAGCCGGCCGUACUACGGCCACAGCAGCCAAGCGCCCUUCCGGCCGCAGCUUCCCCCGUGGACCGCGCCCUGCGCCGACUCUUCGCAAAUUUCCUACCAGGAAAUGCCAAGCCACGUGAAUUCGACAGCCUCGUUUAAAUCAAUACCUGAGGAAGUAAGUCCAGCUCAUCCCGAAUUCCAAAGUAGUCCGAGCAGGCAGGUUCCCACCAGUCAGCGGCCGCAGAACGCAGAUCAGCUAUCGGCCGUUGAGAGCCUCGAGAACGACUUCCACAACCUGUACCUGAAUCCCUGCAGCUCCUACGACAGAGACAGUUACUCCCUUUCGGAGCCAAGGCCAAGUACCAGCGCGUGUGCGCCGACUGAGCAAUGGGGCGGCGAGACGGAUUAUUCCGCAAGUAAUCCGACUGAGUUGGAUUCGGCGAAUGAGGACACAGAAGAGAAAAGAAAAGCCAAGGGGAAGGGUUCAAGACGGCGCCCUAGGACGUCCCGGAAGGAGACGGGCACGGUGUGGGAGUUCUGCCGGCAGCUGCUGCACAGCCCGAACACGUGCCCGAGCCUGAUCCGGUGGGAGGACCCGGCGGCCGGCCGCUUCCGGCUGGUGGACAAGGACGAGGUGGCCAGGCUGUGGGGCGAGGUCAAAGGCAAUCAGGCCAUGAACUACAGUAAGCUGAGCCGCGCCAUGAGGUAUCAGUACAAGAUAAAAACCCUCAAGUGCGAGAAGAAAAAGCUGGAGUACAGUUUCGGGGAGAACGCGGACGGGUGGCGGGCGGAGAGACCGAACUUUUCGCUGCUGGAGCGGCGCGCGUCGCGGGAGCAGCUGGACGAAAAUACUGAAAUAUAA
Molecule: messenger RNA, 1002 nt
Organism: Penaeus indicus
Lineage: Eukaryota; Metazoa; Arthropoda; Malacostraca; Decapoda; Penaeidae
Product: ETS-related transcription factor Elf-3-like
Exons: 6
Coding region: 1-1002 (333 amino acids)
Biological process (GO): regulation of transcription by RNA polymerase II; cell differentiation
Cellular component (GO): nucleus
Molecular function (GO): DNA-binding transcription factor activity, RNA polymerase II-specific; sequence-specific DNA binding
Source: RefSeq, a predicted model, not a curated record